AGUAGUUAAAAAUAUCUCAGCCGACUCGGCUGAGCCGACUGUCAGUUACCCAACAGUUCUGUACAAGUGUAGUCUUCAAUCAUGGCGUUAAAAAAAGACUUAAAACAGCUCGUGAAGCCGUACUAUUUAAUAAAUAUAAUAAUGAGUUUAUCGUACGUCGUCCUGAAACACAUACCGGGCGUGUGCAACUACAUAUUCAAGACGGACGUGUGCGAAUUCGACGGUAGAGAAACGGAAAUCCUGUUCUUUCUCGCCAUCGUCGUCAUGAUUAGGUCACGGAAGUCUGGAAGCGUGACCAUGAUUAAUUACUUGUCCGCCAGUUUUAUAUACACCAAAAUCGCCAAUUGUAUUUUGUGGUAUCAUGCUGACGUUAUCAUGGGGGCUGUUUACACCGUCAUUUUCCUCAUUGCUGCUAUUUUGUUCCCCGAGCCAACCUACGAUGGGCCAACCAAUGUAGUUUACUUCAGAAGUUGCAAACACAUGGAGGAUGAAUUAGAGAAAGACAAAAAGGUUGUGUGGUUGGUGGCGUUCCACACGGUCUGGAACCCCCUGUGCAUUAAUUUAGCCCCAGUUUUCGCUGAAUUGAGCGUCAAAUACGACCUGGAGAAUCUAAAAUUCGGUAAAAUCGACUUGGGGCGCUAUCCCGAGGCAAGUCAGAGGUUUAAAGUGAGCGACAGUGCUUUAAGCAAACAGUUGCCCACCAUAAUAUUGUUCAGAGAAGGAAAAGAAAUUAGCAGAAGACCUACUUUCGAUGUUAAAGGGAAGUUAAUUAAGUUUUUGUUCUCAGAGCAAAACAUUAUUAAUGCUUUUGACAUGAACAAUUUGUAUGAAGGGUGCAAGAAGGAAUUGAGAAUGGCUAACAAGCCCAACAGGCAUCACAAGAGCAAACGGGAGUAAAUAUUAGAUAGGUAUAUUUUUGUUGUGUUGUUAAAAAAUGUUUAUUUAUAUAAUUUAUGAAGAUACUCAUUCAUAUUUGGGUUAUAUUGACCUGCCAUAUAAUUUAUGUAAUUUGUGUGUGUUUCUAUUAAUUUUAUUAUUACUAAGUGUAUUAAAUAACUGUUUUUAUAAAACAAGUUGAUCUUAUUGGUUUUACAAUUGUAUGUAGAUUAAAGGAAAGAGCCAAAUACAAACUGCUUCGUUGAAAAAUG
Molecule: messenger RNA, 1148 nt
Organism: Aethina tumida (small hive beetle)
Lineage: Eukaryota; Metazoa; Arthropoda; Insecta; Coleoptera; Nitidulidae
Product: thioredoxin-related transmembrane protein 2 homolog
Exons: 3
Coding region: 82-897 (271 amino acids)
Cellular component (GO): membrane-bounded organelle
Molecular function (GO): disulfide oxidoreductase activity
Source: RefSeq, a predicted model, not a curated record